AUGCCUGAUCCGUUGAAGUCGUUAAAAUUGAACGUUUGGGUCUGUGGAAACUUUUCUGUGAUACCAGUGGUUUUGAUGCUUUGUCCAAUUCCGUAUCGCAGCCAGCUGCAGGAGAAAAUCGAGCCGGGCCAGACCCUGAUCAUCAAAGGUUCGACCAUCGAUGAAAGCCAGCGAUUCACAGUGAAUUUUCAUUGCAAAUCAGCGGAUUUUAGUGGCAACGAUGUGCCACUGCAUAUUUCGGUGCGUUUCGACGAAGGCAAG
Messenger RNA from Gongylonema pulchrum, 261 nucleotides. Lineage: Eukaryota; Metazoa; Nematoda; Chromadorea; Rhabditida; Gongylonematidae. The record is from the annotation of a GenBank genome assembly.